Lotus japonicus is the source of this 1304-nucleotide messenger RNA. Its product is annotated as NDR1/HIN1-like protein 6. Gene Ontology annotation, cellular component: plasma membrane. The record is from RefSeq and is a predicted model, not a curated record. The transcript has a single exon. Bases 145 to 897 code for a protein of 250 amino acids. Lineage: Eukaryota; Viridiplantae; Streptophyta; Magnoliopsida; Fabales; Fabaceae.
UCCAAGACUAGUUCAUGUUCCCACCCACUUUCUUGCUAUACAUAGCAGAGAAACACACAACAAUAGAAUUGAGGAAUAUCAAUUAAGCAUUUUGCAGUGAUCACACAUUCCACACAUACUUUUUGUGCUUUUCUGAUACCAAAAAUGGCAGAUCAUCAGAGAAUUCAUCCAGCUCAUGAUGUGGAAUCACCAAACACACCAACAGCUCCAUUGGUGCCAGAAAAUACUGCAAAAUCUGAUAGUGGUGAUCCUACAACACCUCUUCCUCAACGCACUCAUCCAGUGAUGUAUUCCAACCCACCAAAGAAAAGAAGAAGCUGCUGCUGCAGAUUCUUCUGCUGCAUUUUCAGCACUCUGCUGAUUCUGAUAAUUGCAAUUGCCAUCACAGUUGGAGUACUCUACCUUGUGUUUAACCCAAAGCUACCCAAAUACUCAGUGGACAAGCUGAGAGUGACCCAGUUCAAUUACUCUGAGAGUAACAGCCUUUCUGUCACCUUUAAUGUGGCAAUCACUGCCAGAAAUCCAAACAAGAAGAUUGGGAUAUACUAUGUGGGUGGAAGCCACAUAAGUGCUUGGUAUGAGGACACAAAACUAUGUGAAGGGUCUUUGCCAAAAUUCUACCAAGGUCAUAAAAACACCACUGUGCUUGAUCUGCCUCUGACAGGGGAAACUCAAGAUGCCAGUGGUUUGCAAAGUUCACUGCAGCAACAGCUGCAACAGGUUGGGAAUAUUCCCCUGCAUUUGAGGGUGAAUCAGCCUGUGAGGAUUAAGCUUGGUAAGUUGAAGCUCUUCAAAAUCAAGUUCAGGGUUAGGUGCAAGCUUGUGGUGGAUAGCCUUGGUGCUAAUGAUGAUGUUAGAAUUUCCAAUAGUAGCUGCAAGUUCAGGCUUAGGCUGUGAAUUAUAUUGCGAUUGCUGCUGUUUCGCGGAAUUAAGGACAAGUGCUGGUUGAUGCCGGCCGGAGUUUGCAGUCCUGAUGCCCAUGUGGUGACUCCAAAAUCCAUUAUGUUGCUGUUGCAAUUGCAUUUGGGGACCAUGAUCUGAAUCCAUAUGACUUCUUUUGUGCAUAUAUUUGUUAGUAUUGAUUAGUAGAGUAUAUGCCAUUUUUAUGCUACCAUUUGUUUUUAUUCUUUUAUGUUUUUUGUCUGAUUGAGAUUUUUCAUAAGUGAUGGGGAGGAUUAGAUGUGGGCUUUUCCUCUCCAUCUACACUUCUAGAUACAGUUUCUGUACUUUGAUUCUAUUUCUUCAGCCUCUUUCUUGCUCAGCAUAUAAUAUUAUAUAUCAUAUCAUAUAUGUUCAAUACCAAA